UACAGUUAUCAGAAAACUUUCAAGUUAUCAGUUAACUUAUCGAAUGCAACGCCAGAAUCAAAAACGCCGCGAAGGAAAAGUUAAGAUCUAAAAUGGAGACACCACCUACACAAAGCAUGGCCAACGGCAGCCUGACCGACAUACAGAUGUAUCUGCACUUGGAGGCAUUGCGGCGCUUCAACGAGGACGCCCGGAACGUGAAGCGUCAGGUGGCGGAGCAAGCGCGUCUCUGGCUGGAUGCCAAGUGCGAAUACCAGCGGGAGUAUGCGCGCCUGGCCAACCUAACCAAGUGCAUUGCCAUGCGCGUGGCCCUGGACGCCAAGCGCCAGCCCGACGUGGAGAUAGGCAAACAGGCCGUAAAGGAUGUGGCCUAUAUGCGGGCCAAGAUCUCCAGCGACCAGCGUCCGGCCGCCAUUGACCCAAAAACGGUGGAACAUUGCCAGCAGCAAUUGGAAUCGUCGCACAAAUGCCGCCAGAAGCUCAGCCAACAGCAGAAGAACUUUGCCGAGAGCCAUGAGGCUCUCAGAGCCCUUCGGAUCGCCGUGGACACGCUGGAGAACGGUCUGGAGAUCGCCACCGUGCAGGCGAUGGACCAACUGGUGGCCCAACUCCUGCCCCGCCCGGAACCGGCGCGUAUAGGUCGCGAUUAGGUCGUGUCAUAAAUAUAUUUGGAAUAUAUACGCCAUUUAUACAAUUACAAUAGAUUUAAAAUUAAUUCUCUUUAAUGCCUAGUUUUCGAAGAAGC
Messenger RNA from Drosophila ananassae, 745 nucleotides. It is a transcript of the gene dgt4, whose product is annotated as augmin complex subunit dgt4. Lineage: Eukaryota; Metazoa; Arthropoda; Insecta; Diptera; Drosophilidae. The transcript has a single exon. The coding region runs from base 93 to 650 and encodes 185 amino acids. The record is from RefSeq and is a predicted model, not a curated record.